This is a messenger RNA of Aspergillus homomorphus CBS 101889, 1113 nucleotides long. RefSeq names its product HNH endonuclease signature motif containing protein. The transcript is spliced from 5 exons. Lineage: Eukaryota; Fungi; Ascomycota; Eurotiomycetes; Eurotiales; Aspergillaceae. The coding region runs from base 1 to 1113 and encodes 370 amino acids. The record is from RefSeq and is a predicted model, not a curated record.
AUGGCCCAACAUCAAACAUCAUUAGAGACUGUGCUGGAUUUCUCCCCAGUGUUUUUACUACCACCUCAUCAAAAGCAACAUGCCCAAGUGCUUCUCAACACAUGCAUCCAGCAUUAUGGCCUCGAACAGAGCGUGCAAUCUGGUUACAAGCCUGCAAGACUGGUUCACGAGAUGUUUUCCAGCGACGACGUCAGCAUCGCCUCUGCACUGUCUUACAUUGAAAACUGUAUUGGAGGCUCAUGUGCGCACUCAGGCGGUUUGGCACAUAUAAACGUCGCUAUUGAAAAGUUUGCUGAAUAUAUCGUUGACAACUUUCUUCUUCCGCUCAGAGCUUCAUCAGCCAAAACACCACAAGCCACACCAACAGCAUUGUCUUUGAGCCAAACACCCGCGCCAAUUGGCACAAGACAACGUCUGUCUAUCUUACGGAAAUCUUGUCUUUUACGUGAUCACUACCGGUGUGUGAUCUCCCGCAAAUUUGAUACAGUCGAAGCCAGACGGCGCAACGAAAAGUAUGGAGAUAUGUGUGAAGAUAACGAUGGAAAUCUUCUAAGGGAUGAAUCCGAUGGUGGAUUCGGAUUCCAGCAUCUUGAAGUUGCGCACAUCCUACCACAUUGUUUGGCAACAAUGGGGCCAGGAGAAUCAGAGUUGAGCGAGUCAAAGAUGAACGUUCUGCGAAUACUUGACAUGUUUGACCCCGGCCUGAGCCAUCGUAUUGAUGGCCCGAACAUUGAUAGCCCCACUAAUGCUCUUACACUGACGCUUGACUACCAUCGACUGUUCGGUGAAUUUCAACUCUUAUUUGAGCCGACGGGAAAGCCGCUUGAGUAUAGGAUCGAUUCGCUCGAGAGUAGUUUUCUGCGUGAUCCGAUUUUCCCUGUUACUCGUGAGCUGACCCUGAGUCCUAAUCAUACAGUUAGUCCUCCGGAUCCUAGGCUUCUGCGCGUCCACUCUGCCAUUGCACAUAUUACACCCAAUGGUGCAGGUGAUCAUAUUGAAAGAAUCCUUCGAGAUAUUGAGGAGGUGGACGUGAAGGCAGAUGGUUCAACCAACCUGGGGUAUCUCGCAGGUCUACGACUCAACGGCUGGUUAAGCACUCUGGCUGUAUUUUAA